CUUGAAUUGAGACCUACAGUCCUUGUCUGUCUAUAUAUUUCCGCAAGGAAAUCAUUUCUUGCAUAUUGAACAUUCCAGCCAUCAUCUAAUUAUGGUGAAUUGAUGCCACGCGUCGCAAUAAGGAGAAAUCGUUCAAAUCAUUCCUUGCCAACUUCAACUUCCCCAACCGACGUUUGUCGAUCAUGACUCAAUCACCCGAAGCUGAUCCAUUGGUCUCCUUAUGGACGAGGUCUUUGAUUUCGGGUGCAGUGGCUGGUCUUACCGUCGACUGUUCUCUGUACCCUUUAGAUACGAUCAAAACUCGCCUUCAGAAAGCUAGGCACCAUGCCCCCUCAGUUCCUUCUACCAAUCUAUCCCUAAAACAAACCAUCCGGGGAAUCUAUGCUGGCCUUCCUUCUGUCCUCUUCGGCUCUGCACCAUCAGCCGCAUCCUUCUUCAUCGUUUAUGAUGGUGUGAAGCGUGUUCUUCUCCCAGCCUCGAACUCCGAAACUUCUUCACGAACGCACAUCAUUCUUACACACUCUCUUGCUUCUUCAAUGGGUGAGGUAUCAGCUUGCGCGGUUCGCGUGCCUACGGAAGUUGUCAAGCAGAGAGCUCAAGCAGGUCUCUUUGGCGGCUCGAGCUUGCUCGCACUGAAGGAUAUUUUAGCGCUGCGCCACGCAGACGCUUCCCGCAGUGUAAAGGGAGGCUAUGGACAGGUCGUUCGGGAGCUGUAUCGGGGAGCCGGUAUUACCAUUGCAAGGGAAAUCCCGUUCACCGUUCUGCAGUUCACCAUGUGGGAAUCGAUGAAGGAGGCAUAUGCCAAGCGCAUGCAGCGUGCUUCGAAAUCUAGCUCCGUGGAACAGGUACCGGCGUCCACAAGUGCCAUGUUUGGCAGUGUGGCUGGCGCAAUUGCCGCCGGCCUUACUACCCCCCUCGACGUCAUCAAGACGCGAGUCAUGCUAGCUCGUCGGGGAGACGGUGCAGAAGAUGGUCGCUACCGGAUUAAGGAUGUGGUUCAAGAGAUUUCCAAGGAAGGGUUUGGGGCCUUCUGGAGAGGUAUCGGGCCACGAGUAACCUGGAUCGGAAUUGGAGGCGCCGUGUUCCUGGGCAGCUACCAAUGGGCAUGGAAUGCUCUUGAAAGGAAGAGCCACUUAGAAGACGAAUAAAGAGACCGUAUAUUCUUGUGUCAUUGCUUGUACGAUACGCCGCCGUUUUGGGGAUAGACGAGAUAUGCCAUAAUAUAUAGAAUAAUGCACUUUCAUAUAACCCAGUCUUUGAAACGGCAAGUCUUCAAUCACGAAGAGAAACUGUCCUUGUUGAACGGACUUCAUUAAGGCAUGGAUUCCUGUCAGUCAUGGCCAUAGAAAUCUUACCCUGGAACAACGCUUUGACAACGGUUUUUGGUCGAUCGUCAGCCCCUAUCUGUUCCCCAUUCUCUGGUUGAUAUUGACAUGCCACUGACCUCACUAAUCAAUAAUCCGUCCGACUUACUUUCACCAGCAACAUAUAGCUAGAUUUAACCUUCCCACCUUCGACAAUCCAUUGCAGCCGCUCCCCAU
Messenger RNA from Aspergillus alliaceus, 1541 nucleotides. RefSeq names its product putative mitochondrial carrier protein (Pet8). The transcript has 2 exons. Gene Ontology annotation, molecular function: S-adenosyl-L-methionine transmembrane transporter activity. The record is from RefSeq and is a predicted model, not a curated record. Lineage: Eukaryota; Fungi; Ascomycota; Eurotiomycetes; Eurotiales; Aspergillaceae. Gene Ontology annotation, cellular component: mitochondrial inner membrane. The coding region runs from base 183 to 1148 and encodes 321 amino acids.